UAAAAACAAUAGAUUCACAGAAAAAAACCUCUCUCUCAUUCUCUCUCUACUUUCUCUCUCUACAAAGUAGAGUGUAAGAACAAGCUUCGGUUUGUGUGGAGUUUCAUGAACUUCGACUCAAACUGAGAACAACUCACAAAUUCCAUUUCAGGAACCGAACCGUGUUGUGUUGUGUUUGUAUUUGUAUUGUAUUAUCAGUGUUGUGUAGCUUGUACUGUGGUGUAUUGUGAUUGGUGAAAAAGUUGUCAGUAUAAUACAGAGUAUACUUGUACUGUUUUGAAGUUGCAAACAAUGGACAAUAACGUGGGUCAAGACUCAAUUGAUAAGUCUAGGGUUUUAAAUAUUAAGCCAUUGAGGACUCUUGUUCCUGUGUUCCCUUCACCGUCUAAUCCUGCUUCAUCUUCAACUCCACAAGGUGGUGCUCCUUUUGUUUGUGCUUCUCCUGCUGGUCCUUUUCCAACUGGUGUUGCGCCGUUUUAUCCGUUCUUUGUUUCGCCGGAAUCUCAGAGGCUUUCCGACCAGAAUGCACCGAAUCCGACCCCCACCCCAAUAUCUACUGCUGUUCCAAUUAAUUCAUUCAAGACUCCAACUGCGGCGACAAAUGGAGAUGUUGGUUCGUCACGGAGGGCUAGCCGGAAUCGCGCUGCACAUCUCAUGGAGGAAGAAGGGUACAAUACUGCUGAGAUAAAUGAACUUGAUUUAGAAGAUGGAACUGGGAAUGGGAGUUCAAAGCGGAAGAAGAGGGGAAGGGCGAAGCGUGGUAGCGGUGCUGGUGCUAGUGCUGAUGGCGGUGUUGGUGGUGUGGUUCCUGCUGAUGUUGAUCUGGAUGUAGUGGCUAAUGAUAUUAUUCAAUCAAUUAAUCCCAUGGUUUUUGAUGUAAUAAAUCAUCCGGAUGGUAGCAGGGACUCAGUUUCAUAUACGCUUAUGAUAUAUGAAGUGAUGCGAAGAAAGCUUGGACAAAUUGAAGAGUCAAUUAAGGACACUUAUGGAGCUAAGCGGCCUGAUUUGAAGGCAGGCAAUGUUAUGAUGACCAAAGGGGUUAGGAGUAACAGCAAGAAAAGGAUUGGACUUGUGCCUGGUGUUGAGAUUGGGGAUAUUUUCUUUUUCCGAUUUGAGUUGUGCUUAGUGGGAUUACAUGCACCUUCUAUGGCUGGAAUCGAUUAUCUGGGUUCCAAAGCAAGUCAAGAGGAAGAGCCAUUGGCUGUUAGUAUUGUCUCGUCCGGAGGGUAUGAAGAUAAUACUGACGAUGGGGAUGUGCUGAUUUACAGUGGCCAAGGUGGAGUUAAUCGCGAGAAGGGAGCAAGUGAUCAAAAGCUUGAAAGGGGUAAUCUUGCAAUGGAGAAGAGCAUGCAUAGAGGUAAUGAUGUGAGAGUAAUUAGAGGUUUGAAGGAUGUAAUGCAUCCAUCAGGGAAGGUAUAUGUCUAUGAUGGUAUUUACAAGAUUCAGGAUUCAUGGGUGGAGAAAGCAAAGUCCGGCUUUAAUGUAUUCAAGUAUAAAUUAGUAAGGAUGCCCGGACAGCCCGAAGCAUAUUCAACAUGGAAAUCUGUUCAACAAUGGACUGAUAAGUCGGCUCCAAGAACCGGGGUCAUAUUGCCUGAUCUUACUUCUGGGGCUGAAAAAGUGCCUGUUUGUCUUGUGAACGAUGUUGACAACGAGAAGGGCCCUGCAUAUUUCACUUAUAUCCCUACUCUCAAGAAUUCGAGAGCAAUUGCUCCUGUGGAACCUACUGCUGGAUGUUCUUGUAUUGGUGGAUGUCAACCUGGAAAUUACAACUGUUCCUGCAUUCAAAAGAAUGGAGGUUUACUUCCGUAUUCUGCUUCUGGGUUAGUCGCGGAUCUAAAAUCCGUGAUACAUGAGUGUGGUCCUUCUUGUCAAUGUCCCUCUACUUGCCGAAACCGGGUUUCCCAAGUUGGCCUGAAAUUUCGUUUGGAGGUGUUCAGAACCAAGAAUAAAGGUUGGGGUCUAAGAUCGUGGGAUGCUAUUCGUGCUGGAACUUUUAUAUGUGAGUAUGCAGGGGAAGUCAUAGACAGUGCUAGGGCAGAGAUGCUUGGUGGUGAAAACGAAGACGAGUACAUUUUUGAUUCUACUCGCAUCUAUCAGCAGCUGGAAAUUUUUCCUGCCGACAUUGAAGCUCCAAAGAUCCCAUCCCCGCUUUAUAUAACGGCAAAAAAUGAAGGAAAUGUUGCUCGGUUUAUGAAUCAUAGCUGCUCUCCAAAUGUGUUGUGGCGUCCGAUUGUACGUGAAAAUAAGGAUGAAUCAGAUCUCCACAUUGCUUUCUUUGCAAUUAGACACAUCCCUCCCAUGGUGGAGUUAACUUAUGAUUAUGGGAUAAAUCUUCCUCUCAAAGCUGGUCAGAGGAAAAAGAAAUGCUUAUGUGGAUCUGUGAAAUGCAGGGGCUACUUUUGUUAAUUGUCUGUCGAGUUUUGGACGAGUGACCCCUUAAUAAUUGUACUUAUGGAUAAGUUCUAGUUUAUGUCAGACAGCAGCAGGAAUGGAUUAUUUAGAAAGAAGAUGUUAGCACGCCAAUUUUUCCUGUCAUUUUGGCAGUUGUAGUGAAUUGGCACAAGAAACAUCAGGUUUUCAACUUUUGAAAAGUUAACUGUAACUCUUGUAAGACUCAUUUUGUGUAAGUUAUUUCCGUUUGGCUGCUAGCAUACUGUUAUUUAUUUCUCUUGGGAAGGAUUGUGAACAGGAUCUCUUAGUCCAUUUGGUAAGGAUGAACUUAAGAUGUAGAUUCAAAAGUUUAGUUUGUUUGCUAUCUUUUUUUUGGAAUUUGCCGAAGAUUAUUGUGGCAAUAUCAAUGGUUAUUUUGUGUCUAUAUGAUCUUUCUUUCA
Vicia villosa (hairy vetch) is the source of this 2834-nucleotide messenger RNA. Its product is annotated as histone-lysine N-methyltransferase, H3 lysine-9 specific SUVH1-like. Lineage: Eukaryota; Viridiplantae; Streptophyta; Magnoliopsida; Fabales; Fabaceae. The record is from RefSeq and is a predicted model, not a curated record. The transcript has 3 exons. Bases 292 to 2409 code for a protein of 705 amino acids. Gene Ontology annotation, cellular component: nucleus. Gene Ontology annotation, molecular function: zinc ion binding; protein binding; histone methyltransferase activity.